UGUCCUGCCUUGGCCUAGAAGACAUCCAGCGUCCACCACCACCAGUCUAGGCUCCUCGGGAAGCCACUCCACUCCACUGCUACACUCCUGCCACUGCGAGAGGAAACGUGAGGAAGACAAGCAGGACGCCAUUGCCAUGCCUUCCUCCUCCUCGUCUUCCCUCGAGCCGGACCACCACCCUGCCCUCCGCAGACAAGGCGACACCGAGGGCGCCGUCUCGUUCCUGCGAACGCAGCACGACGUGGACGCGGUGUGCGACAAGUACGGCGUCCCCAGGGACCGGUACACCGCGCGCCCCGCCGGCGACCUGCGCGCGAGCUCGCCCCCGCCGCCGGGGUGCGUCUGCGUGUACGCGGAGGCCCUGGAGGCCGGCAUGCGCGUCCCGCUGCACGGCUUCUUCUGCGACGUGCUCGCCCAUUUCGGCAUCGCGCCCACCCAGCUCGCGCCCAACGGGUGGCGCAUCUUGGCGGGCUUCCUCGUGCUCUGCCACUCCGCCGACGUGCCGCCGUCGCUGCCCGUGUUCCGGUACUUCUUCCUGCUGUCCAUCGUCAACCACAAGCACAGAGGCUGCUACUUUUUCCGAUCCAGGGACAACUCCGGCCUGCGCUUCAAGGGGAUGCCGAGCUGCAUCAAGGACUGGAAGAACUCGUUCUUCUUCCUGUCGUCGCCGGAGCCGUGGCCUUUCCCCGUGGAGUGGGGCGAGCCGUCCAAGAGCUCUUUCAUGGUGCCGGUACUUGACAGCGAGAGGAAGAAACACGCGGCGAAGCUACUGCGCAGUUACGCCAGCGCCGCCGUUGACAUCGAUACAUGUCUCUCCGACAGCAACCUCGCAGCCGCCAUGGCACCUGCUGCAUCUGCGCGGCGGCCGCCGCCGCCGGCUUCUUUUACUCGCAUUGCUUCCGAUUCCAAAGG
Messenger RNA from Triticum aestivum (bread wheat), 912 nucleotides. RefSeq lists its product as uncharacterized. The record is from RefSeq and is a predicted model, not a curated record. Lineage: Eukaryota; Viridiplantae; Streptophyta; Magnoliopsida; Poales; Poaceae.